Gracilinanus agilis (Agile Gracile Mouse Opossum) is the source of this 1123-nucleotide messenger RNA. It is a transcript of the gene CFAP36, whose product is annotated as cilia and flagella associated protein 36. The record is from RefSeq and is a predicted model, not a curated record. The coding region runs from base 1 to 1041 and encodes 346 amino acids. Gene Ontology annotation, cellular component: axoneme; ciliary base. Lineage: Eukaryota; Metazoa; Chordata; Mammalia; Didelphimorphia; Didelphidae. The transcript has 10 exons.
AUGAGCGCGCUCCCGGAGCGAGGCGCGCUCCCCCUACUGCCGCCGCCCAGAUCCAAGGGAAAGGCAAGGGUAGCGCGCGUGUACGCAGCAGCUGCUGCUGCAGUCCUUGCUUGCCGCCUCAUUUUUGAUGAUGAAGAAGAAAGCAAGUUGACAUAUACAGAAAUUCAUCAAGAAUACAAAGAACUGGUUGAAAAACUCUUAGAAAGUUAUCUAAAAGAAAUUGGAAUUAAUGAAGAUCAGUUUCAAGAAGCAUGUACUUCUCCUCUUGCAAAGUCCCGGACAUCACAGGCCAUCUUACAACCAGUGUUGGCAGCAGAAGAUUUCAGUAUAUUUAAAGCAAUGAUGGUCCAGAAGAAUAUAGAAAUGCAGUUGCAAGCAAUUCGAAUAAUUCAAGAGAGAAAUGGUGUAUUACCUGACUGUUUAACAGAUGGUUCCGAUAUGGUCAGUGAACUAGAACAAGAAGAAAUGAAAAUCCUAAGGGAAGUUCUUAGAAAAUCAAAAGAAGAAUAUGAGCAAGAAGAAGAAAGGAAGAGAAAUAAACAGUUUUCAGAUUCUAAAAGAGAAGAUACCUCAGAAUAUUCAAACGAAGCUGCAAAAAUGAAAAAAUCUCUAGGAGAUGCUCCAAAUUUCGAUCUAACAUCUUCAGAGGGAAAAGCUCAUUUUCCUGGGAGAUCACUACAACCUUCAAGAAGAAAUUUGGAAAUAUCACCUGAAACCUCCUCUCCCAAAAUGAAGGGAGACACUGUGACAGCUAGUUUGGAACAGGCGAUCAAAGAAGGAGGACCAUUAUCAAAUUUAUCAGGACUUGGAAGAGAACAGCUUCGGCAACGAGAAGACUAUCUAAAGCAGAAGAGGGAUAAACUGAUGUCUAUGAAAAAGGACCCUCGGAUCAAACAAAUACACACUUUAGAACAGCAGAAAGGAAAAUCUGCUGAGGAGGAAAUUGCAGAGAAGCCAGAAAUGACAGCAGAGGAGAAGCAAACAUUACUAAAGAGGAGAUUGAUUGCAGAGAAGCUUAAAGAAGAAGUUAUUAAUAAGUGAUAAUUUUAAGAAACUUAAUUUAGUAUAACAUAGAAGUUUGAAUUUCUUUAAAAUAAAUUAUUAAAUCCUUAAAACUAAGCUU